AUGUUUGCUGUCCCAACUGUCGGGAGACCUCCAGGCUUUCCACUCAAGCGAAGGAGGAAAGCCAGGAAGGUGCUGUACCCAGCCCAGGUGAGAAAAUAUUUGCCACGUCAGGAGAAAGACCUAGUCAAGCGGUGGCUGCUCUUCUUUGCCGGCAUCAUCCUCAU
Tauraco erythrolophus (red-crested turaco) is the source of this 164-nucleotide messenger RNA. The record is from RefSeq and is a predicted model, not a curated record. NCBI's taxonomy places the organism in Eukaryota, Metazoa, Chordata, Aves, Musophagiformes, Musophagidae.